Messenger RNA from Salvelinus sp. IW2-2015, 1146 nucleotides. Lineage: Eukaryota; Metazoa; Chordata; Actinopteri; Salmoniformes; Salmonidae. The record is from RefSeq and is a predicted model, not a curated record.
AUGUCUUCAUCCAGCAGUCUCCUGUCUGAAGAGCAGUUCCUGUGCUCUAUCUGUCUGGAUGUGUUCACUGAGCCAGUCACCACUUCAUGUGGACACAACUUCUGCAUGGCCUGUAUCACAAAGUACUGGGAUAGAAAGGACSUGUGUCAAUGUCCACUGUGUCAGGAGAAGUUCUACAGACGACCUAAGCUUCGUAUCAACACAACUUUCAGAGAGGUUGUAGAGAAUUUAAAAAAGAUGAGAGACAAAGGUAGAGAUGGGCCCCCUCCCAAACCUGGAAAAGUUGCCUGUGACGUUUGCACUGGGACGAAGCGCAAGGCCCUGAAGUCCUGCCUGGUGUGUCUGGCUUCCUACUGUGAGACUCACCUGGAUCCUCAUCAGAUAGCCCCACCCUUAAAGAGACACAAACUGAUCGACCCUGUGGAGAACCUAGAAGACAGGAUGUGUAAGAAGCAUGACAGACUCCUGGAGCUUUUCUGUAGGACUGACCAGACAUAUGUGUGUCAGUUCUGCACUGAGGCAGACCACAAGACUCAUGAAACUGUCCCUAUAGAGGAAGAGUGUGGAAAGAGGAAGGCUCAGCUGGGGAAAACUGAGGCAGAAAUGCAGCAGAUUAUCAAUGGGCGACUGAAGAAGGUUAAAAAGAUCAGACUCUCAGUAGAUCUCAGCAAGAGAGAUGCAGAGASAGAGAUAGMAAAGAGCGUGCAGGUCUUCACUGCUCUGGUGCRCUCCAUUAAGAAAAGCCAGGYUGAGCUKRUUSAGGURAUURAGGAGAAGCAGAAAGCAGYASAGAGGCAGGCUGAAGGGUUCAUUAAAGAACUGGAGCAGGAAAUCACUGAGCUAAAGAGGAGAAGCACUGAUCUGAAGCAGCUCUCACACACUGAGGACCCCUUCCAACUUCUCCAGAGCUUCAUAUCCCUAGCGUACAAACGUCCACCCACCAAGGCCUGGUCUGAGAUCAGUGAUCACAGUGAUCUGUGUGUGGGGACUGUGAGGAGAGCUGUGUCUCACCUGGAGGAGACACUGAAUAAAGAGAUGGAGAAGCUGCCUGAAGUCAAACUGAAGAGGAUUCAGCAGUAUGCAGUGGAUGUGACUCUGGACCCUGAUACAGCAAACCCCUGGCUCAUCCUGACCAUUCACAGUUGA